Daldinia caldariorum is the source of this 2122-nucleotide messenger RNA. RefSeq lists its product as uncharacterized. The record is from RefSeq and is a predicted model, not a curated record. Lineage: Eukaryota; Fungi; Ascomycota; Sordariomycetes; Xylariales; Hypoxylaceae. Bases 239 to 1801 code for a protein of 520 amino acids. The transcript has 2 exons.
CCCAUUUUCAGUCAUAUAUUCGUGUGGCUUUCUUUUAGUUACGGAAUAGAGACACCCUCGUACGCGAGUCAUAAUCUCUCGCAUGAAUAAAGCUUAGACAUGCUUAUAUGAGUCCCCUUGAGGUGCUACGAGAAGAGCGGCCAAGCGCUAGGACUCCAAAUCCGGCAACGUCUUACGUAUCUGAGAAUUGGUUUGGGGUAUAUAGUGGUGGAUAUCGUCAAAUGCGGAAGGCCUCAAAAUGGGGAACCUUCGAAGAAGCUCCGUGGCCUGCAUUGGGUUCGCGGUGUUGGCAGUUCUAGCACCCAAAACAAGUGCCGUGCACGACAAUGGAUAUCAGAUGCACGUGCUGAAGAAAAACCAUAACGUCCUUCGUCACCCCAAACGCGAGGCUGUCUGUCAACAAUCCGGCUUCACGUUAUGUCCCCAAUCAGCGGACGGCGGGUGCUGUCCUGAAAAUUAUGCCUGUGCUGUAUCGUCCUGUUAUGCCGCAACAGCUGGACCUACAUCUGCAUGCGGAAAAACGGGAUACUACGUCUGUCCACUGACUGCUGGAGCAGGUGCCUGUUGUCCUGUGGGUUAUCUUUGUGGGAGCAGCACCCAGGACUGUCUCCCACCUGCCGGGUCAUCAUACUCGCAGUCGUGUCCCUCAUCAUGGUUCGGUUGUGCGUCUUCUCUUGGAUACGGCUGUUGCCCAGACGGGAUGGUCUGCGGUACCGCUACAUGUUAUGGGACCUCUCUAAAAACGCUCCCGGUAAGCGAAACGGUAACCACCACUGACUCAAAGGGGUAUACUAUUACGACAGUAGUCACGAGCUCUUCGGUUAUAUCUCCAGGUCCAGAUCCAUCUGAUACCUCAUCUGCUACAGUUGCCGGUGUGCCAAAAUUGAUUCCCAGUACUGUCUCCAAGUUACCGUCUAUUGAAACGGGUAGCAGUGGUGGCAGUAGCGAAAGCAGCGGGAAUGGCCUCAGUCAAGCUCAGAUCGGCGGUAUAGUUGGGGGUGCUAUCGUUCUACUCGCUGUCGUAAUCAUCAUUGCCGCCAUUAUCCUCUGGCGACUCAAACGGACAGAGAAAGCUGUCGAAGCCGCAGCUAAAUCCAGACGCGAGAACUCCAAUUCCGACCCGCGCUCACAGAAAUCGGGCUAUGGGCAAAUAUCAGUCUCGGAAGUCGACGGUACGGAUGUGGAUUCAUUUAUACGAACCCGGAACGCCCACUUCCGGUCUCGAUCGGACUCGUCGACCGCCGGCGAGCAAUCACGUUCAGAAACGCCGAAUUACUAUGGUUCCAACGCCUCGGCGACGCCGCCCUCUUGGCCAGGGCAUUCUGCCCAGUCUCCGGGGAUUGACGCAUUAGAUGGUCGCCAGUCAAGGUCAAGUCCAGAUUCUUACGGUGCACAUCACGAUAACGCAUUCUCUCCCCAGCGGCCCAGCGUCGACUCCGAGGCUCAUCGUACACACGUGCGCCAAUGGAGCGACGUAAGCGAGCUAGACGGCAGUGUCGUCAGCGCUCACGGCGUAUCGGAAUUAGGCAGUCCGGACGCCCUCGAAGCCGCAAGACGGCGGUCUAACAGUUCAACACGCCCCCCUAAAGUUCAGGUCAGACGGUCGAGCGACCCGUCCGGCAGUUCGCGAGGAGCGCGCGGCGAGGGCGCAACGCAAGGGGUGGCUUCUCUAGGAACUCUGAACGAGAUCAGCGAACUGCACGGAUACUACGGAUCUCCAGAUCUUGCGGUUGGGCAAACUGCCGCGAGGUUGAACAAGAAGGGAUCUACUAUUAGCUCUUCGCCGGGACACGAUACCUAAAAAUACUGUAUUUCGGUGCUGUUUUAUAUUGUCGAAAUCAUAAUGACGCCACGGUGAAUGGCUUGCUUGCAGGUCCAUAAGAUACGCACAUGAUGAAUGUAUACUGUCGUUAGGCGUGCAUUGACUAAGGGCCUAAAUUGGAGGAUGGUUUACGAAUAUUUUUAUUUUUCUACCGUAUUUUGGUGCGAUGGGCUCAUACGGCGUGUAUUGGUUAUACCCACACAAUCCUGUUAUUCUUUUGUAUGCACCCUACCUAGGUAUAUAACCUCGGAACCGACACUAGGCGCUGUAGGAAAAUUGGCUCAUUUAUGAUACUAGGCU